Molecule: messenger RNA, 1564 nt
Organism: Ochlerotatus camptorhynchus
Lineage: Eukaryota; Metazoa; Arthropoda; Insecta; Diptera; Culicidae
Product: probable cytochrome P450 308a1
Exons: 4
Coding region: 35-1546 (503 amino acids)
Molecular function (GO): iron ion binding; heme binding; monooxygenase activity
Source: RefSeq, a predicted model, not a curated record
UCAGUCUUCUAAGCUCGAAUCGCACCUAUGCAAGAUGAUCGAGGUGUACAUCGCAGUAGGAGUGUUGGCCAUUUGUCUCUACUUCAAAUGGGUGUGCAGUUAUUGGCGUCGGGUGGCCAACAUUGACGGUCCCCAACCGCUGCCCAUAUUCGGAAACGGACUAGAACAGAUCACUGGAUCGAAGCAUUUUGGGGAGAUUUUUGAGGAAGUUUACAGGACAUAUCCGACGGCGUCAUGGGUCGGAAUCUACGAGCUGUUCAACAAACCUGCCAUCGUUGUACGAGAUUUGGAAUUGGUGAAGGACAUUCUGGUGGGAAGCUUUCAGCAUUUUAACAAAAACUCAUUCGAAGUAGAUGAGACCAUUGAUCCCCUUGUUGCGGUGAAUCCAUUUACCCAAUCCGGUGAUACAUGGAAGGAAACACGCGGACAGCUGGUACCGGUAUUCACGCAAUCAAAGAUCCGAGCAUGCUUUCCCAUCCUCAAAAAUGUAGCGGAAAACUUCUUGGAUUACGUGACCACCACACGUGAGAGCACUCCAGAUUUGGAGGCAAAGGAUAUUUGUUCCCGGUAUACAAUCGACGCGGUGGCCAGCUGUGCCUUCGGUAUCGAUGCGGAAUCGUUUACCAAUCCGAACUCCGAAUUUCAACGGGUGGGAUACGAAUUGUUCCACCCGAAUUCGAUUUCCGCCACCGUGCGAACAUUGCUGGCACUGUUUGCACCGAAAGUCGCUUCUCUGCUCCGGAUUCCCUUCGUCCCGCGGCACGUGGAUCGCUGGUUCCGCAAGUUGGUCAACGAAAUCAUCCGGCAGCGCAAGGAAGGCGAAGUCAAACGCCAGGACCUUUUCCAGGCCAUGUACGACUCCCUGGCGCAGAAUGGCACCAGCGAAGUCAAGGUCGACGAAAUCGUAGGCCAUUCGGUAACGUUCCUUAGCGAAGGUUUCGAAACCUCCAGCACUAUGAUGAGCUACUUGCUCUACGAACUGGCUUCGAACCAGCACAUCCAGGAUCGAGUACUGAACGAAAUCGAUUGCGUCCUGAAGGAGUACGAUGGGAAACUGACGGACGAAGCGGUCCAGAAGUUGGUCUACAUGGAACGAGCCAUGUACGAAACGUUGCGAAUGCACUCACCCGUUUUCACCUUGACUAAAGUUUGCACCAAGGACUACGAACUACCAACGCAGUAUGCAGAUGGGGCCGCGAAGCGUGUCACUAUACCGGUUGGAAUGUCGGCCAUCAUUCCGGUUUUUGCCAUCCACUACGAUCCGGAACUCUAUCCGGACCCGUGUCGAUUCGAGCCGGACCGCUUUCUGGACGAGAAUCGCAAGGCCCGACAUCGGUACGCGUUUUUAGGUUUCGGCGAGGGUCCAAGGAUUUGUUUGGGCAUGAAGUUCGGCCUGACCCAGAGCAAGAUCGGCAUAGCGACGCUGCUGACCAAGUACCGGGUGCAACAAUCGGACAAACAGCAACUUCCCCUGGAAAUAUCCAGGAAAUCGUUUCUGCUGUCGCCCAAGAAUGGUAUCUGGGUGAAAUUCGUGGAACGGCGAUAAGAGGUGUCUCACUUUACU